AAAGCUCAUUUUGUCUCAUCAGACCAAAGAACCUUCUUCCUCCUUUGGGCUAAUUCCAGGCAAUAUUUCAUGUGAGUUUGUUUAAACUGUAGCUUUCUCUUUGCCACUCACUCAUGCAGCUACAACUGGUGAAGAGCCAGCGCAACACUCCUUCAGAGUGGUCGUAGGCAUCUUGGUGCCCUCCCUCACCAGACAUUUCUUGCGCGAUCACAUCAGUUUGUGAGAACGGCUAGCUCUCAGCAGAUUUAGAAAAGUGCGAUGUCCUUCCAUUUUUUAAUUAUGAACUGAUCUGUACUCUGUGGGAUGGAAUACUUAUGGAUGGAAUACUGCCCUAAACUUUUCAAUGAUCUCUUCUCUGAGUUGCUUGAAGUGUUAUUUUUAUAUCCAAAGGGAGUGAAUAGCACUGCAUUUGUAGCUCUGUAGCUCCUUUAGCGUUGUUGUUUAAAUGACAAUUUUCUUUCAGUGUUCAAUUGUAGGAUUAUAUUUCAUUUGUUGACAAGUGCAGUGGUUGCAGUCUGAUUGUACCAUUACCAUUUGAAUGCACUUAUUAUACAACAAAUCUAGGCAUAAAAUUGGGUUAUGGUGUCAUGCAGUUAUCAUCAGGCGGUAAUAUGACAUCUUCCUACAGUUAGUUACCUUGACAUUGCUAAUUCAUCAAGAUGUUCAAAGCAAAACCUUCGUCUUCUGGUCUUCAUAGAUGUUGGAUGGUGAUUUAAGAUAAGACAAUUUACUGACAGGUGAGAAGGUAUAAGCUGUUGUUUCAUGUAGAAAUUUGGUCCGUUUACAUUUACUUGUGGGUCACGCAGACAAUCCAAAAUGUUGACUGAAAUUAAAUUGAUGAUUGUUUUUCUUCAUGAGAAGUUAUUAGUAUUUUGGAAUAGAAAAGCACUUAACCAAUAGAAAAGCAUUUAACCAAUGGCGUUCAUCUUGACAUCAUUCUUGGUUUCAAGUAAGUGCCAUAGUAAAAAUGCUUUAAAAAUAUCUUCUUCUAGAUUGUCAAACUUGAAAAGCUAAAAUGUUCAGAUUCACUUUUGUUGUGAGAUUCCCGUGUGAGUGUACCUUUUUAGCGACUUAAAAAGUUUUGUGCAAAGAUGCUAUUUUUAGUGUCUGUCCUAUAUCAAUUACAUUUUAUGUAAAAUCACAGUAACAUAACCAGAAUUUGAACAUCUGGAGUUUCCAUAGAAAGUUUAAAUAUAUGCUGAUUAAUUCAAGAGUGUCAUUGUCAUGGAGAGUGUUUUUCCCCCAGUUGUUCAAAGUUAAUAUUUUAUUAUUUUAUUAAUAUUCAUGAAGGACUUUAACUUUAAUGUGAUUACACUUAAUUAUAUUGGGUGACUAGUGAAGGAUUUACGUUUUUAUUAAUUAUUCUGCUACUGUAUUGGAACUGUGCUCGGCUGGGCUAAUAAUGUCUAUUUAGUCCAGUUAGUUAGUUGUGUAUCAUUUUUGUACUGCAUAUAUUUUUGAUUUAAUGCAGAUUCAAGUCCACAUCAUUUCAAUGACUAUUUAGUUUAUGACCUCAACAUGAUUGUACAUAAGGUUAUAACGUGGCAUAUUGUAGAUUAAAAUAUGCAUGUUUUUAUUCAGUUUAAUGAAAGCACUAUGACAUCGAUCUACCCGUAAAAAGGCCUGCAAUAUUUUAGCUCUACAUUAAAACUUAUAAUAGACGUGGUUAAAGUUAGUUAAUUAUGAUGUGAUUUCUACAUAUUCGGUGCGAAAAAGGGUUUGUGUUGCUAGACGUGUGGUUGGUAAAUACAAACAUUUUUAAUAUACAUCACACAUACUCACGGUGGCGCAAUAGACCAGUCUUCAAAUUAUUGCACGCCCUUUUGUCUUUUACAGCGGACUGGCAUUCAGUUCUGAUGUUAAUGAUUUUGUAGACCACAUUGCAUCAUUCUACAGUGUGUUGGGAGCCAUGAUGGAUUGUAAAGCAUCUUUACUUCACUCGCACACGCUUUAUUUCCUCCUCUUUUUGUUCAAUUGCGCAUAUGGAGACGUGAGCUUUUCCUUUCCAGAAGAGAUGAAACGAGGAUCUGUUAUUGGGAAUUUAGCCAAGGAUCUCGGACUGGAGGCGAGCGCGCUGUCCGCCAGGAAAGCCCGCAUCGACGCCGAGGGGAGCGGCAAACGUUAUUGUGAUCUAAACGUGAAAAGCGGAGAGCUGAUUGUCGCCGACAGGAUUGACCGAGAGGGGCUUUGUGGCGACAAGGCUUCGUGUGUCCUAAAACAUGAGGUCGUGCUGGAGAAUCCUUUGGAGCUUCAUCGAAUUAAUCUGCACAUUCAAGAUGUUAAUGAUAACGCACCAGUAUUUAACGAUGACUUGAUUGAUUUGGAGAUACGCGAGUCGGCCGUUAGAGGAGCUCGUUUUGUGAUAGAAGGGGCGCAUGAUGAGGAUGUAGCACAAAAUUCAGUACAACAGUAUAUCCUUAAGAAGAAUGAUAAUUUCGUUCUGGCUGUUAGUGGCAGCACAAUAGAGCUUGUUCUUGACAAAGAGCUUGACCGUGAACAUGAACAGGACAUUAAUUUACUUCUCACAGCUUUAGAUGGCGGCUCUCCUCAGAGAUCAGGUACAGUAGUCAUACACGUCACUGUGCUGGAUGCUAAUGAUAACGCCCCAGUGUUCAGUCAGGCUGUUUAUAAAGCCAGUCUACCUGAAAACUCCCCUCAAAAUACAAUAGUGAUUAAUGUUAGUGCUACUGAUGCUGAUGAAGGACUGAAUGGAGAAGUGACAUAUGACUUUAGUCAUGUUACUGAAGAUGUGAGGAAGACAUUCAGUAUUGAUCGUAAACUGGGUGCAAUAAGAGUAACUGGCACUGUUGACUAUGAAUCUAGAACAUCAUAUGAAAUACGUGUCAAAGCCAAAGAUGGACUGGGACUGUCCUCAUAUGCAAAAGUGAUUAUUUCUGUCACUGAUGUAAAUGACAAUGCUCCUGUAAUCAACUUAAAGUCACUGUCCAAUCCAGUACCUGAGAAUUUGUCACCUGGUACAGAGGUGGGCAUCAUUAAUGUGCAGGACAGAGACUCAGAGAAGAACGGACAAAUCGACUGCUCCAUUCAACAAAAUGUCCCCUUUAAGUUAGUUCCUUCUAUUAAAAACUAUUAUUCUCUGGUGACUACUGGACAACUGGACCGUGAGCUAGUAUCUGAUUACAACUUUAAAAUCAGUGCCACUGAUGAGGGCUCAGCUCCUCUGUCUUCCUCUAAAAGUAUUCACUUAUCGGUAGCAGACAUCAAUGACAACCCACCUGUGUUUGAGGAACAGUCCUACAGUGCAUAUGUGAGUGAAAAUAACAAAGCUGGCUCCACUUUAUGUUCUGUUAGUGCUCGAGACCCUGACUGGAGGCAGAAUGGUACCGUGAUUUAUUCUCUGCUAGCCUCUGAGGUGAACGGUGCCCCGAUGUCUUCCUAUGUAUCUGUUAACGGGGACACUGGAGUGAUCCAUGCUGUCAGGUCUUUUGAUUAUGAACACCUGAGAAGUUUUAAAAUCCACGUCAUGGCCAGAGACAACGGUUCUCCUCCUCUGAGCAGCAACGUGAGUGUCAGUGUGUUCAUAUCAGAUGUGAAUGACAACUCUCCUCAGAUACUGUACCCCUCCCCAGAGGGCAACUCCUUCAUGACUGAGCUGGUCCCCAAAGCUGCACAUGGAGGCUCUGUGGUGUCCAAAGUGAUAGCGGUGGACGCGGACUCCGGACAGAACGCCUGGCUGUCCUAUCAUAUAGUCAAGUGCACUGAUCCCGGACUUUUUACCAUUGGUCUCCACAGUGGAGAGAUCAGGACCCAGCGGGACAUUUCUGAAUCUGACAGCAUGAAACAGAACCUGAUUGUGGCAGUGAAAGAUAACGGACAGCCCCCUCUCUCUGCCACCUGCUCCAUGUAUUUACUUAUUUCUGAUAACUUGGCUGAGGUGCCAGAACUGAAGGACAUUUCUUAUGAUGAGAAGAAUUCCAAACUGACGUCUUAUCUGAUCAUCGCACUGGUGUCUGUGUCCACCUUCUUUCUGACCUUCAUCAUCAUUGUCCUGAGUGUGAGGUUUUGUCGCAGGAGAAAGCCCAGACUGUUGUUUGAUGGAGCAGUUGCCAUCCCCAGUGCAUACCUCCCUCCUAAUUACGCAGAUGUUGAUGGCACAGGAACUUUACGCAGCACCUACAACUAUGACGCCUACCUGACAACAGGUUCUAGAACCAGUGACUUUAAGUUUGUGUCUUCUUACAAUGACAACACACUGCCAGCUGACCAGACUCUGAGGAAAAGUCCAACUGACUUUGAUGAGAUGUUUGGAGAUGCUGAAAGUUCCCUUGAGGUAUGA
Messenger RNA from Dunckerocampus dactyliophorus (ringed pipefish), 4297 nucleotides. Its product is annotated as protocadherin gamma-A11-like. The transcript has a single exon. Gene Ontology annotation, molecular function: calcium ion binding. Gene Ontology annotation, biological process: homophilic cell-cell adhesion. Bases 1910 to 4297 code for a protein of 795 amino acids. The record is from RefSeq and is a predicted model, not a curated record. Lineage: Eukaryota; Metazoa; Chordata; Actinopteri; Syngnathiformes; Syngnathidae. Gene Ontology annotation, cellular component: plasma membrane.